CCAAAGUCCCAUCGUAUAUCCUACGCACUCUCUCCUCCCUGCGAUACACAGGGGUAAACAAGGACUGCGAAGACAGUCUAAGGCCCGGUUGCGAAGUUUGUCCUCAUCGCCGACGAGCCCAAUGACUGCGAACAAGCGAAUCUCGUACUACUAUGAUCCGGAUGUGGGGUCGUAUACAUAUGGGCUGGGGCAUCCGAUGAAGCCUCAUCGAAUGCGGGUUACACAUGAGCUUGUCUCCGCGUACGGAAUGUUGGAUAAGAUGCACAUCUUGCGCGCCAAACGCGCGUCUACAGAGGACAUGACGCGCUUCCAUACCGAUGAAUACGUCGACUUUCUGAACAGGGUCACGCCCGAGACGGCGGAGGAUUUGACAUACCAGGGGACGAGAUUCCUGGUGGGCGAUGACAACCCCGCCUUUGAAGGCGUCUUCGAGUUCUGCUCCAUAUCAGCCGGAGGUUCACUCGCUGCCGCCGAGCGCAUCUCCUCCGGCGCGAGCGACAUCUGCAUCAACUGGUCCGGCGGCCUGCACCACGCCAAGAAGCGCGAGGCCUCCGGCUUCUGCUACAUCAACGACAUCGUCCUCUGCAUCCUCGACCUCCUCCGCACCCACCCACGCGUCCUCUACGUCGACAUCGACUGCCACCACGGCGAUGGUGUGGAAGAGGCCUUCUACACCACGGACCGCGUCAUGACGUGCUCCUUCCACAAGUUCGGCGAGUACUUCCCCGGCACGGGUACGCAGGACGAUCGGGGGCACGGGAAGGGCAAGGGCUACGCGGUGAACGUUCCGCUCAAGGACGGCAUCACGGACGACUCGUAUCAGAGCAUCUUCGAGCCUGUCGUCACGCGCGUGCUCGAAGUAUUCAGGCCCUCGGUCGUCAUACUGCAGUGCGGGUCCGACUCGCUCUCGGGGGACAAGCUUGGGUGCUUCAACCUGAGCAUGGAGGGCCACGCGCGCUGCGUGCAGUUCUUCCGCAAGCAGAACCUACCCUUGAUCAUGCUCGGUGGCGGCGGGUACACGGUGAAGAAUGUCGCGCGCACCUGGACGUACGAGACCGCGUGCGCGCUCGGCAUCGAGGACACCAUCGACCCGCACAUGCCGUGGAACGAGUACUUCGAGUGGUUCGGGCCGCGCUAUCGGCUGGAAGUCGUGUCGAGCAACAUGGAGGAUAUGAAUUUGAAGGAUAACUCGUUGAAUCGGGUGAGGGAAAAGGCGCUGCAACAUCUGGCGGAGCUGGCGCCAGCGCCGAGCGUGCAGAUGCAUGAUGUGCCGAGGGAGUCGGUUGGGAAGCAUUUGAGACUAGCAGUGGAUGAUGAAGACGAUGACGACGAGCGCGACGACCUCGACAGGCAGCUUGCUCAACACAUGCGCUACGUCUACAACCUCCACCACGCCUCCUCCGCCCCGCCAUCCCCCACUUCCUCCACCUCCAGCUCUGACUCCGACUCCGAUUCCUCCGCACCCCUUUCCUCUCGUCAAACCCCGUCUCGUAUGCCUCGCGCUUCCCCCAAAAAGCGCAUGUCUAUCCUCACCAACCGCUACCACGAUGCUUCCAACCGCGCCGACGCCGACCCCGCCUACUUCACCGUCCCCUCCCACGACCCCGCCUACUCGCACUUCGCCUGCGGCGCGCCCGCGAAGACAUCCCACCGACGCUUCUUCCAGAGCGGCGCGCACUGGGACGCGGUCGGCGCGCGGGUGGUGCUGCCCGACGGCGCCGUGUUCGCGCCGCAUAGCGGGUAUGGCGGAAGAGAAUAUGACGGGGUCGACAGAAGGAACGGCGCGCUGGGAGUUGGUUCAGGGAUGGGGGCGGGCCUCGACGGGCUGGAAAGGAGGAACGGGUUGGCCGCGGGCCCGAUGCGCGUGGAGGACGCGGACGAGGACGCGAUCCUGGACGAGCUGUACGAGCGGGGGAUGGAUGGUGAGGAGAAGGAGAUGAAUAUCCCGAUGGAGGAGUACGAUAGGGGCCCGGGGGUGGAGAGGCCGUACACGCUGGCGGAGGUGAUGAUGCGGGGCGGGCUGGUCGAGCAGCCGGACGAUGAUGAUGAUUGGGAUGAUAUGGCGGUGGAUGCAUGACAUGCUAGCAGUGGAUGCAUAUGUGGUCUUGACGAUGGAUGGAUGGAGGACCCGUGGUCAUGGUGGAUGACUGUGGCGGGUCUUCAACUGUAUUUGUACGUGGCUCUUGGUGUAUCGUAUCUUUAUUUGUUUCUUUCGCUCUUGGACGACCGCGUCCCUUUAUUGAACCUCUUUGGAAAGCCCGCACAUGUGUAGUUGGCAUAUAUAUGGUUAUAAGUUAGCUUGAUCCAGUUCGGUAUCUAGAAGUCUAUCCCAUCCAACUCCAUGAUAUGCCCGGCGCGGAUGACCCGCCCUUUAGCUGUGCAGAGGGACUCAUGCGCGCGUAUUGCCCCGAACGCUUUGACAAGUACUUGCACCUUGCGCCACGUCGGAUUCUCCGGCGCCUCUUCCUCAAGGUCGCCGUCCGCAACCUGCCCCGCCGACG
Schizophyllum commune H4-8 is the source of this 2501-nucleotide messenger RNA. RefSeq lists its product as uncharacterized. The record is from RefSeq and is a predicted model, not a curated record. NCBI's taxonomy places the organism in Eukaryota, Fungi, Basidiomycota, Agaricomycetes, Agaricales, Schizophyllaceae. The transcript is spliced from 6 exons. Bases 260 to 2077 code for a protein of 605 amino acids. Gene Ontology annotation, molecular function: histone deacetylase activity.